ACCUCCUCCCACCUCCCGCCCAGGCCUGGCUUCCGUCCUGCGCGCGGAGAUUAACGCAAACCCGGAAGCGGAUCGGGUGGAGUGAAGGUCACGUCGCCAUGAUAUCUCUUCCAAAUGCAUGAUGAAAAAGGUGGGAGGAUCACUUGAGCCAGGGAGUUGAAGGCUGCAGUGAGCCCUGUUUUUGCCACCACACUCCAGCCUGGGAUUGAUUUCUAAAGACUCCUGUUACGUGAGGAAGCAGCUCAGAAGAGGAAAGGAAAGGAGCCAGGCAUGGCUCUUCCUCAGGGACGCUUGACUUUCAGGGAUGUGGCUAUAGAAUUCUCAUUGGCAGAGUGGAAAUUCCUGAACCCUUCGCAGAGGGCUUUGUACAGGGAAGUGAUGUUGGAGAACUACAGGAACCUGGAGGCUGUGGGCGGAGUCUACUUUGCCACCCUGGCAGGAGUGCAGUGGUGUGAUCUCGGCUCACUGCAACCUCUGUCUCCCGGGUUCAAGUGAUUCUUGUGCCUCAGCCUCCUAAGUAGCUGUGACUACAGGCACGGACCAUCACACCUGGCUAAUUUUUAUAUCUCUUCCAAACGCAUGAUGAAGGAGGUCUUGUCAACAGGGCAAGGCAAUACAGAAGUGAUCCACACAGGGACAUUGCAAAGACAUCGAAGUUAUCACAUUGGAGACUUUUGCUUCCAGGAAAUUGAGAAAGAAAUUCAUGACAUUGAGUUUCAGUGUCAGGAAGAUGAAAGAAAUGGCCAUGAAGCACCCAUGACAAAAAUAAAAAAGUUGACUGGUAGCACAGACCAACAUGAUCACAGGCAUGCUGGAAACAAGCCUAUUAAAGAUCAGCUUGGAUCAAGCUUUUAUUCACAUCUGCCUGAACUCCACAUAUUUCAGAUCAAAGGUGAAAUUGCUAAUCAACUUGAGAAGUCUACCAAUGAUGCUCCCUCGGUUUCAACAUCCCAAAGAAUUUCCUGUAGGCCCCAAAUCCAUAUUUCUAAUAACUAUGGGAAUAAUCCCCUGAAUUCUUCAUUACUCCCACAAAAACAGGAAGUACACAUGAGAGAAAAAUCUUUCCAAUGUAAUGAGAGUGGCAAAGCCUUUAAUUGUAGCUCACUCUUAAGGAAACACCAGAUACCCCAUUUAGAAGACAAACAAUAUAAAUGUGAUGUAUGUGGCAAGCUCUUUAAUCACAAGCAAUACCUUGCAUGCCAUCGUAGAUGUCACACUGGAGAGAAACCUUACAAGUGUAAAGAGUGUGGAAAGUCCUUCAGUUACAAGUCAUCCCUUACAUGCCAUGGUAGAAUUCAUACUGGAGUAAAACCUUACAAGUGUAAUGAGUGUGGCAAGAUCUUUCGUCAAAAUUCAGCCCUUGUAAUUCAUAAGGCAAUUCAUACUGGAGAGAAACCUUACAAGUGUAAUGAAUGUGGCAAGGCUUUUAAUCAACAAUCACACCUUUCACGCCAUCAAAGACUUCAUACUGGAGUGAAACCUUACAAAUGUAAGAUUUGUGAGAAGGCUUUUGCGUGUCAUUCCUAUCUGGCAAACCAUACUAGAAUUCAUAGUGGAGAGAAAACUUACAAGUGUAAUGAGUGUGGUAAGGCUUUUAAUCAUCAAUCAAGCCUUGCACGUCAUCAUAUACUUCAUACUGGAGAGAAACCUUACAAAUGUGAAGAAUGUGACAAAGUUUUCAAUCAGAAAUCAACCCUUGAGAGACAUAAGAGAAUUCAUACUGGAGAGAAACCAUACAAAUGUAAGGUUUGUGAUACAGCUUUCACGUGUAAUUCACAGCUGGCACGACAUAGAAGAAUUCACACUGGAGAGAAAACUUACAAGUGUAAUGAGUGUCGCAAGACCUUCAGCCGCAGGUCAUCCCUUCUAUGCCAUCGUAGACUUCAUAGUGGUGAAAAACCUUACAAGUGUAAUAAGUGUGGCAAUACCUUCCGUCACUGGGCAUCCCUUGUAUACCAUCGUAGACUUCAUACUCUAGAGAAAUCUUACAAAUGUACGGUUUGUAACAAGGUUUUCAUGCGUAAUUCAGUCCUGGCCGUACAUACUAGAAUUCACACUGCAAAGAAACCUUACAAGUGUAAUGAAUGUGGGAAAGCUUUUAGUCAACAAUCACAUCUUUCACGUCAUCACAGACUUCAUACUGGAGAGAAACCUUACAAAUGUGAAGCAUGUGACAAAGUUUUCGGUCAGAAAUCAGCUCUUGAGUCACAUAAGAGAAUUCAUACUGGAGAGAAACCAUAUAGAUGUCAGGUUUGUGACACAGCUUUCACGUGGAAUUCACAGCUGGCACGACAUACAAGAAUUCACACUGGAGAAAAAACUUACAAGUGUAAUGAGUGUGGGAAGACCUUCAGUUACAAGUCAUCACUUGUAUGGCAUCGUAGACUUCAUGGUGGAGAGAAAUCUUACAAAUGUAAGGUUUGUGACAAGGCUUUCGUGUGUCGUUCCUAUGUGGCAAAACAUACUAGAAUUCAUAGUGGAAUGAAACCUUACAAGUGUAAUGAGUGCAGCAAGACCUUCAGUAACAGGUCAUCCCUUGUAUGCCAUCGCAGAGUUCAUAGUGGUGAGAAACCUUACAAGUGUAAUGAGUGCAGCAAGACGUUCAGUCAGAAGGCAACCCUUCUAUGCCAUCGUAGACUUCAUAGUGGUGAGAAACCUUACAAAUGUAACGACUGUGGCAAUACCUUCCGUCACUGGUCAUCCCUUGUAUACCAUCGUAGACUUCAUACUGGAGAGAAAUCUUACAAAUGUACAAUUUGUGACAAGGCUUUCGUGCGUAAUUCAUACCUGGCAAGACAUAUUAGAAUUCACACUGCAGAGAAACCUUACAAGUGUAAUGAAUGUGGGAAGGCUUUUAAUGAACAAUCACACCUUUCACGUCAUCAUAGAAUUCAUACUGGAGAGAAACCUUACAAAUGUGAAGCAUGUGACAAAGUUUUCAGUCGCAAAUCACACCUUAAAAGACAUAGGAGAAUUCAUACUGGAGAGAAACCUUACAAGUGUAAUGAGUGUGGCAAAGCCUUUAGUGACCGGUCAACGCUUAUUCACCAUCAGGCAAUUCAUGGUGUAGGGAAAUUUGAUUAAUAUAAUGAUUGUCACAAAGUCUUCAGUAACACUACAACGAUUGCAAAUCAUUGGAGAAUCCAUAAUGAAGAGAGAUCUUGCAAGUGUAAUAAAUGUGGCAAGGUUUUCAGACAUUGUUCAUACAUUGCAGUUCAUUGGCAACCUCAUACUGGAGAGAAACCUUACAAAUGUCAUGAUUGAGGCAAGGUCUUCAGUCAAGCUUCAUCCUAUGCAAAACAUAGGAGAAUUCAUACAGGAGAGAAACCUCACAAGUGUGAUGAUUGUGGCAAAGCCUUUACUUCACAUUCACACCUCAUUAGACAUCAGAGAAUCCAUACUGGACAGAAAUCUUGCAAAUGUCAUCAGUGUGGCAAGGUCUUCAGUCUGAGGUCACUCCUUGCAGAACAUCAGAAAAUUCAUUUUUGAGAUAACUGUUCCCAAUGCAGUGAGUAUAGCAAACCAUCAAGCAUUAAUUGACAUUGGAGUCAAUUCAGCAUUGACUUGAGUUUGUGUUGACUUAACAUUGAGUUCAAGCCUUAAUUGACAUUCAGGUGUUUAUGUUAAGAGGAUGGGGCCAGGUGUGGUGGCUCAGGCCUGUAAUCCCAGCACGUUGGAAGACCAAGGCACAUAGGUCACUUGAGGUCAGAAGUUUGAAACCACCAUGGCCAACAGAUGUCGGCCACUUUUGCCAUCUUGUUUUUUGUUUCUUAUUUUCUUAUUUAUUUAUUUAUUUAUUUUGAGAUGGAGUGUCACUCUUGUUGCCCAGCCUAGAGUGCAAUGGUGUGAUCUCAGCUCACCACAACCUCCGCCUCCCGGGUUCAAGUGAUUCCUCUGCCUCAGCCUCCCUAGUUGCUGGGAUUACAGGCAUGUGCCACCACACCCGGCUAAUUUUUUCUGUUUUUAGUAGAGACGGGGUUUCUCCAUAUUAGGCUGGUCUCAAACUCCCGACCUCAGGUGAUCUGCCCACCUUGGCAUCCCAAAGUCCUGGGAUUACAGGCAUGAGCCACCGUACCCGGUCUUGUUUCUUAUUUUCUAUUUUUUAAUUUUUUUGAGAGGCAGGAGAAUGGCGGGUGAACCCAGGAGGUGGAGCUUGCAGUAAGCCCAGAUAGCACCAUUGCACUCCAGCCUGGGAGACAGAGUGAGACUCCGUCUAUUAAAAAAAAAUUAUAAAUAAAAAAAUGUAUUUUAACCAGUUAGUCUGUUUUUCAGUUUCCUUUCCUUAUGUCAUUUGUUAAAAUCUUCAGCUGGGAGCUAUUUGUUGCGUGUUUCCCUCAAGGCCCUCUGGACCAUUCUGGAAAAAUGUUGAAACAUGGGCUGGAGUGGCAUAGAAUGCUCCUCCAAAAGCACCCAUGUAUUCUUUUCCUUUGUUUGUUUGUUUUUUUUUAAAUGGAGUCUCGCUCUGUCGCCUUGGAUGGAGUGCAGUGGUGCGAUCUCAGCUCACUGCAACCUCUGCCUCCCGGGAUCAAGUGAUUCUCCUGCCUCAGUCUCCUGAGUAGGUGAAAUUACAGGCACCUACCAGCACACCUGGCUAAUUUUUGUAUUUUUAGUAGAGACGGGGUUUCACCAUGUUUGUCAGGCUGGUCUCAAACUCCUGACCUCGUGAUCCGCCGGACCCAGCCUCCCAAGGUGCUGGGAUUACAGGCAUGAGCCACCGUGCCCUGCCUCUUUUUUUUUUUUUUUGAGAUGGAGUUUUGCUCUUGUUGUUCAGGCUGGAGUGCAAUGGUGCGAUCUGGUGUCACUGCAACGUCUGCCUCCCGGGUUCAAGGGAUUCUCCUGCCUCAGCAUACCGAGUAGUUGGGAUUACAGGUGCCCUCCACCACUCCUGGCUAAUUUUUUGCAUUGUUAGUAGAGACAGGGUUUUACCAUGUGGGCCAAGCUGGUCUCGAACUCCUGACUUCAGGUGAUCUGCCCACCUUGACCUCCCAAAGUGCUAGGAUUACAGGCGUGAGCCAUCGUGCCUGACGACUCAUGUAUUCUUGAUUGAAAUAAUUUGCUUAUGUCUCAGUUCUACAGUUGACCUUUCACUGUUUUUAAGGUCAAUAACUGUGUGUUUACACUUCUGCAUUUUAUAAAUGUUACUGUGAUUUUCUUGUAAGGAAGAAUUAACUGUCGGGAAUCAAUGUCAUCAGAACUUUGCAAAAGAAGUUUCUUUAGCAUAGGUAUGCGUAAGAUGCUUCUCUCAUUUUCAAGGAUAUGGGUGAUAAGACCAACCCUUCCCAUUAGCCCCUCCAGGCCCCCAUGUAAGACUUCACACACACCUUCUCACUCAUCUCAGACCCUGUCAGUGUAACUUGGUGAAAAUGUGAGCCUCCCUGCAACUUGGCGAUGAGGGGCUUGACCAGAAAAGCUCAACCCGAGUGACUCUGACCCCUGAAAUGACUGGCAAAAUGGAGUGCGAGUCUAGGUGUGGCUUUUUUUUUUUUUUUUUUUUUUUUUUGAGGAUAGGAGUGCCCAGUUGUAAUUAGAAUUUUCUUUCUUUCUUUCUUUCUUUUUUUUUUUUUUGAGACAGAGUCUCGCUCUGUCGCCCAGGCUGGAGUGCAGUGGUGCAAUCUCGGCUCACUGCAAGCUCCGCCUCCUGGGUUCACGCCAUUCUCCUGCCUCAGCCUCCCAAGUAGCUGGGACUACAGGCGCCCACCACCGCGCCUGGCUAAUUUUUUGUAUUUUUAGUAGAGACGGGGUUUCACCCUGGUCUCAAUCUCCUGACCUCGUGAUCCGCCCGCCUCGGCCUCCCAAAGUGCUGGGAUUACAGGCGUGAGCCACUGCUCCCGGCAUCUGAACUUUGUUUUAUUUAUUUUUUUUUUUUUUGAGACAGAGUCUCACUCUUGUCGCCCAGGCUGGAGUGCAGUGGUGUGAUCUCGGCUCACUGCAACUUCCACCUCCCAGGUUCAAGCGAUUCUCGUUCCUCAGCCUCCCGAGUAGCUGGGAUUAUAGGCGUGUGCCACCACGCCCAGCUAGUUUUUAUAUUUUUAGUAGAGACAGAGUUUCACCAUAUUGGCCAGGCUGGUCUUGAACUCCUGACCUCGUGAUCCGCCCGCCUCGGCCUCCCAAAGUGCUGGGAUUACAGGCAUGAGCCACCAUGCCCGGCAGCAUCUGAACUUUUAAUGACUUGGAAUUGUGGGGAAAAGAGAGAGAUCAGACUGUUACUGUGUCUAUGUAGAAAGAAGUAGACAUAAGAGACUCCAUUUUGUUCUGUACUAAGAAAAAUUCUUCUGCCUUGAGAUGCUGUGAAUCUGUAACCCUAGCCCCAACCCUGUGCUCGCAGAAACAUGUGCUGUGUCAACUCAAGGUUAAAUGGAUUAAGGGCUGUUCAGGGUGUGCUUUGUUAAACAAAUGCUAGAAGACAGCAUGCUUGUUAAAAGUCAUCACCACUCCUUACUCUCAAGUACCCAGGGACACAGAACACUGUGAAAGGCCGCAGGAACCUCUGCCUAGGAAAGCCAGGUAUUGUCCAAAGUUUCUCCCAUGUGAUAGCCUGAGAUAUGGCCUCAUGGGAAGGGAAAGACCUGACCAUUCCCCAGCCCGACACCUGUGCUGAGGAGGAUUAGUGAAAGAGGAAGGCCUCUUUGCAGUUGAGAUAAGAGGAAGGCACCUGUCUCCUGCUGGUCCCUGGGCAAUAGAAUGUCUCCUUGUAAAGCCCGAUUGUAUAUUCCAUCUACUGAGAUAGGAGAAAACUGCCUUAGAGCUGGAGGUGAGACAUGCUGGAGGCAGUACUGCUCUUUAAGGCAUUGAGAUGUUUAUGUAUAUGCACAUCAAAAGCACAGCACUUUUUCCUUUACCUUGUUUAUGACAGAGACAUUUGUUCAGGUUUUCCUGCUGACCCUCUCUCCACUAUUACCUUAUUGUCCUGCCACAUCCCCCUCUCUGAGAUGGUAGAGAUACUGAUCAGUAAAUACUGAGGGAACUCAGAGGCCGGUGCAGGCGCGGGUCCUCUGUAUGCUGAGUGCUGGUCCUGUAGGCCAACUUUUCUUUCUCUGUACUUUGUCUCUAUGUCUCUUUCUUUUCUCAAAUCUCUCCGUUCCACCUGACGAGAAACGCCCACAGGGGUGGAGGGGCAGCCCACCCCUUCAGGAAUGGAAUGGAAAGUGGAGAUACACGUCAGUGGUACAGGGUGCUUUAUCACAUCAUUGAUUUUAUUAUUUUUUUCUUUUUUUGAGUUGAGUCUCCCUCUAUCACCCAGGAUGGAGUGCAGUGGUGAGAUUUUGGCUCACUGUAGCUUCCACCUUCCGGAUUACAGUGAUUCUGUUGCCUGAGCCUCUCGAGUAGCUGGGAUUAGAGAUGCACGCCACCACGCUUGUAACGGCAGGAUGUGAUGUGUGUGCAUGAAUACAUGGUUGGAUAAGCCCAUGGUUUAUGUAGAAAACACAUGAUUUGCAAUAAGGUAUAUUUUUUAUAGUUGUUAUGAUUGUAAGUAUUUUUCAUUUUUGUUAACUAUCACAAUGAUGAGUUAUUAGUAAGGAUUGGCCAGGUGAGGUGGCUCACGCCUGUAAUCCCAGCACUUUGGGAGGCCCAGGUGGGUGAAUCACAAGGUCAGGAGUUUGAGAUCAGCCUAGGCAAAAUGGUGAAACGCCAUCUCAACUAAAAAUUAGCCAGGCCUGGUGGCAGGUGACUGUAAUGCCAGCUACUCGGGAGGCUGAGGCAAGAGAAUUGCUUGAACCUGGGUGGAAGAAGUUGCAGUGAGCCAAGAUCGUGCCACUGCACUCCAGCCUGGGUGAUAGAGUGACACUCCUCAAAAAAAAAAUUUAAAAACGUCAUAAUUAUUAAUAUUAUUAUUAUUACAGGCAUGAGCCACUGUGCUUGGCCUGCCUCUGUUUUCACAGACACAACUCUUCCUACUCAGCCAAGGGAUCCUUCUUCACAUCCAUGGUCUCUACAUUGCUGUACUCCUCGUAGACUUUACUCAUUUUUUGUGUGUGUAUGAAAUUCUGGAAUCUACACAAGGCAUAUUUUUGAGUAUAUGCUUGAAACUAGAAAUCAGAGGCCAUUUUACCUAAGAGCUGUAAAACUGCUUUCACCUCAGCCACCAUACUGCUGAUUUUUUGGAUCUCGUUCAUUCUUGUCCCUUGCCCAUAUUGUAAUUUGCAUAGUUAACCUUGGGUCAGUAUUUUAUCAUUUGCUAAAUUAGUUCCACUUUCCUCCAAGCUCAAAACUUGGUCUAUCCUAGUGGAAUUAUAUUCCCACAGAUGUGCAUGCACAAAGUUCACUCCUACAUGCCCAUUACUUCCUGCCCUCCACCCUUGCCCUCCUUUUCCUGGCCUUGCUUCACAUGGUACAUUGAUUUGGAUGCAAAAUACUGUUGCUUUCCAGCCUAUUGAUUUUGUAAUAGUGAACACCCCAAUUUCCCCGUGAGCCCCUCCCCUCCAACACUACUUUCACUGAGUAAGUCAAGACCUUAUUCAUCCACUGGACAAAAUUAUAGGAGGCUGCUUAAAUCAGUGUGUGCAGGGCAUGAUGACUCAGCACAUGAUCCAUGAGGAAUGGAUUUAGCAUCAGUGUCAGCAGCACAGCUCAGCCCUUAUAUCUUCCUUGAUGUACUUCUAUCUGUUCUUUUUUUCUCUUUAUAUAUAUAUAUAUAUAUAUAUAUAUACAUUUUUUAUUAUACUUUAAGUUCUAGGGUACAUGUGCACAACGUGCAGGUUUGUUACACAUGUAUACAUGUUCCAUGUUGGUGUGCUGCACCCAUUAACUCAUCAUACUUCUUUCUGUUCUUGUAUUUUCUGUGACUGGUCAUUUUCUGUACUUUCUUGGCAGACUAUUGUGCUUAAAAACAUGGGAUCCUUCAGGCCCAUGAUCAAGUUUGUCCCUCACUUACCGUAUGUGCAAAUUGGGGUCAUGUACAUGAACACACUGGCCUGCUGUACUUAUUUGAGAAAUAAUGUUAAUUUGCCUCCAGAUUUUUUUUUUUUUUUGAGACGGAGUUUCGUUCUUGUUGCCCAGGCUGGAGUGCAAAGGCGCAAUCUCGGUUCACCGCAACCUCUGCCUCCCAGGCUCAAGCGAUUCUCCUGCCGGAGGCUCCCAAGUAGCUGGGAUUACAGGCGUGUACCACCACACCCAGCUAAUUUUGUAUUUGUAUUAGAGAUGGUGUUUUUCCAUGUUAGUCAGACUGCUCUCAAGCUCCCGACCUCAGGUGAUCCACCCACCUCAGUCUCCCAAAGUGCUGGAAUUACAGGCAUGAGCCACGGUGCCUGGCUGCCUCCAGGGUUUUAAAACAAAUUAGUGCUAUUAGAUGGCUUCACAUAUUGCAGGUUUUAUGCUACAGGCUCUAAACUUCCUUUGUGUAAUAAGAUGUGUCAGCCUUCCCUGAUGUUGAUGAUGGCAUGCUCCUUUUCCUGUCUCCCUCAUUUCACUGUCCUGUUAGAAAUAGCUUAGACUGGCUGGCCACGGUGGCUAACACCUCUAAUGCCAGCACUUUGGGAGGCCAAGGUGGAUAGAUCACUUGAGGUCCAGAGUUUGAGACCAGUCAGUUAAUCUCAGCACUUUGGGAGGCUGAGACUGGUGGAUCACCUGAGGUCAGGAGUUUGAGAGCAGCCUAGCCAACAUGGUGAAACCCUUUCCCUACUAAAAGUACAAAAAUUACCUGGGUGUGGUGUAACAUGCCUGAAAUCUCAGCUGCAUGGGAGGCUGAGGCAGUAGAAUCAUUUGAUCCCUGGAGGUGGAGGUUGCAGUGAGCCAAGAUCAUGCCAUUGCACUCUAGCCUGGGCAACAAGAGAAAAACUCCAUCUCAAAAAUAAAUAAAGAAAGAAAAAAUAUAAAUAAAAGCACCAGUCUUAUUCACAUGUAGUCGACACCCAUGACCAAAUUCUCUCAAAGGCCCCAUCUGCAGGAACAUCCAAUUGGAGAAUAAGAACUCUGAACAUGGCUUUUGGCCAAUAUGAACACUCAGACCAGGGAGCCUGCAUCAUAUUUUUUAUGUUUUUAUUGUGCAAUUUGUUUUAUAAAAUGUUUUCUCUGAUCCAAGUUUAUAAAUUUUCCCAGUAUACAGUCUGUGUUUUAUAUUUCAUGCAUAGUGAACUACAUAACUAAGGGCAAUGCAUGUACAUAGAAUUGCGGUAUCGCCUGGCUGUUAUAUAACUGUAGUUGUGAUAUCAUAAUUGAACCCUCUGACACUGUUAGUCAAUUCUUUUUUUUUUUUGGAGACAGAGUCUUGCCCUGUUACCCAGGCUGGAGUGCAAUGGCAUGAUCUCGGCUCACUGCAACCUACGCCUCCUCGGUUCAAAUGAUUCUUCUGCCUCACCCUCCAGAGUAGCUGGGAUUACAGUUGCCUUCCACCGUGCCCAGCUAAUUUUUUUGUAUUUUUAGUAGAGAUGGGGUUUCACCAUGUUGGCCAGGCUGGUCUCGAACUCCUGACCCCGUGAUCUGCCCUCCUCUGCCUCCCAAAGUGCUGGGAUUGCAGGCCUGAACCACCGCACCCUGUCGUUAGUCAAUUCUUACUCCUUAUAAUGCUGUGUAUUUACUUGAACUCAUACAUCACAAGGUAGUGAUCUUAAAUGUAUUUCAGUUCUUAUAGUGUGUGCUGGUGGUAAGUAGAAGUUGUGGCGUUUUUCUUAAGAGGGAAUUGUUUAGAGGUCUGCUGGCUGUAUAAAUGUACUUAUUAUUUCCUUGCUAGUCUUAUCAUGGGUUACAAUAUUUUAUUAAUUAAUUUUUAUGAUUUUACAUAAGGCUUUUCAGUAAGUGGUAUGCCUGGGAAACAUGGUGAGACCCCCGUUUCUGCAAAAAAUACAAAAAUUAGCUGGGAAUGAUGGCACAUGCCUGCAGUAUCAACUACUGUGGAGUCUGCAGUGGGAGGAUGGCUUGAGCCUGGGAUGUCAAGACUAUAGUGAGCUGUAAUCAUGCUACUGCACUCCAGCAUGGUUGACAGAGCAAGAUGCUGUCUAAAAAAGAAUACUUAUUGUAAAGUUUGGGUACAGGAAUAAUGAAGUCAUUGAUAGUUUAUGAACAGGCUAUAGAGUUGAUGCCCAAAAGAAAUAAACAGUUUGUAAAUGAAUAACUCAUUUUGAGUUGUGACAAGACAAUGUUGAAAGUGAUGCAUGAAGCGGCAGGCAGACCAUCCACAUCAGUUUUACAGAAAAAAAGUUAAUCUUGUUCGUGCUGCAGUGAAGAGAACUAACAGCAACCAGGAGAAACAAUAGUCAGGAAUUCAAUAAUAGCCUGGUUAACAUGAUGAAACCCCGUCUCUACUAAAAAUACAAAGAUUAGCUGGGCACAGUGGUGGGCACCUGUAAUCUCAGCUACUCAAGAGGCUGAGGCAGAAGAAUCGCUUGAACCCGGGAGGCGGAAGUUUCGAUGAGCCGGGAGCCUGCCAUUGCACUCCACCCUGGGCAACAAGAGCAAACCUCUGUCUAAAACAAACAAACAAACAAAAAGGUCUAGCCCCCUCUCCUCCUUUCUCCACCAUCGUGGUGUGUGCUUGACUCCACUUCUUGUCAUGUCUUCUCACAAGACUUUCAGGAUUAAGCGGUUUCUGGCCAACAACCAAAAGUAAAAUCGUCCGAUUUCCCAGUGGAUUCGAAUGAAAACUGGCAAUAAAAUCAGGUCCAACUGUAAAAGGAGACAUUGGAGAAGAACCAAGCUGGGUCUAUAAGGAAUUGCACGUGAGAUGGCACACAUAUUUAUGCUGUGUGAGCAUCAUAAUCACGUUACUCAAGCUGAAAAUGUCACUACCAUCUGGAGACUUGGACAUGUUUUAUUGGGAAUAUAUAUUUUUCUCUCUAAAUCUGUUAUGAACGCGUUGGUUGGGUGGGUUCAGUAAUAAACAUGUGAGACCUUUCA
Molecule: messenger RNA, 11829 nt
Organism: Pan troglodytes (chimpanzee)
Lineage: Eukaryota; Metazoa; Chordata; Mammalia; Primates; Hominidae
Gene: ZNF808
Product: zinc finger protein 808
Exons: 6
Coding region: 580-3084 (834 amino acids)
Biological process (GO): regulation of transcription by RNA polymerase II
Cellular component (GO): nucleus
Molecular function (GO): RNA polymerase II cis-regulatory region sequence-specific DNA binding; DNA-binding transcription activator activity, RNA polymerase II-specific
Source: RefSeq, a predicted model, not a curated record